GGUCAUUUCUCGUUCUAGCACGUUUUGGCCUUGCGGACGGAAUAUUCUCGAAUCCACAUUGACUGGAGUUUUCCUUGUGGACGGCAUCGUCAACUAUCAGAUAUUGUUCGGCUUUCGUGCGGAAUCGAUACGAUUGCUAUCCGGACCACGUUUUUACUUGGGGUUCCAGAAGUAUUGAUUAUUUCUGAGAGCUUAAAUCUCUGGUAAAAAUGGUGAAAGAGACCAAGUUCUACGACAUCUUGGGGGUGAAACCCGGAUGCACCGGUGACGAUUUGAAAAAAGCCUACCGAAAGCUGGCUUUAAAAUACCAUCCGGAUAAAAAUCCCAACGAGGGCGAACGCUUCAAGUUGAUCUCCCAAGCCUACGAGGUGCUGUCCGAUCCCGAGAAGAAGCGCAUCUACGACAUGGGUGGCGAGCAGGCCCUCAAAGAAGGAGGCGGCGGUGGAGGCUUCCAUAGUCCCAUGGAUUUGUUUGAGAUGUUCUUUAGCGGCGGUAUGGGAGGCUCCAGAGGCAGGAGGAGAGAACGUCGAGGCAAAGAUGUGAUUCACCAACUCAGUAUUACAUUAGAGGAAUUGUAUAAGGGUACGGUUAGGAAAUUAGCUCUUCAGAAGAAUGUUAUCUGUGAUAAAUGCGAGGGCAGAGGCGGAAAAAAGGGCGCUGUUGAGACUUGUCCCACUUGCCGAGGAACUGGAAUGCAUGUGCAAGUACAACAACUAAGGCCAGGCAUGCUCCAACAAAUUCAGUCUAUGUGCCCAGAAUGCAGAGGAUCGGGAGAACGCAUAAAUCCUAAAGAUCGUUGCAAGCAAUGCAACGGUAAAAAAGUUAUUAGGGACCGGAAAAUUCUAGAGGUUCACGUAGACAAAGGUAUGUCCGACGGUCAGAAGAUCUUUUUCAACGGCGAAGGCGACCAGGAACCGGAAUUGGAACCCGGAGACAUCAUCAUCCUGUUGGACGAAAAGGAACAUCCGGUGUUCAAACGUUCUGGAAACGAUCUGUUGAUCCGUAUGGACAUUGAACUUAUCGAAGCGUUGUGCGGUUUCCAGAAAGUCAUCAGGACAUUGGACGACCGCGAUCUGUUGAUCACCACACUGCCGGGCGAGGUAAUCAAGAAUGGCGAAGUCAAGUGUGUACUGAACGAAGGCAUGCCCCAAUACAAAAAUCCAUUCGAGAAGGGACGUCUGAUUAUCCAAUUCAUGGUACAAUUCCCCAAGACCAUUCCACCAGAAAACAUUGAACUGUUAGAAAAAGCACUGCCGCCGAGAACUGAAGUGAUGAUCCCCGAUCAGGCGGAAGAAUGUACUUUAGUAGAUUUCAAUCCCGAAGAGGAGAGCAGAAGACGGAACCAGAGGAAUGCGUACGAUGAAGACGACGAACUUCAUGGGCCCGGACAACGUGUGCAAUGUGCCACUACGUAAUAUAGUAAUUUUUAUUAUUGUAAUUCAUAUAUUAAAUUCGAUCAUCUACUAUUAUAACAAUAACUUUAGCAUACACUUCGUAGUCUAGUUUAAAAGGCGUUAUUCGUUUCUGUGGCAUCUGGCUAUUGCUUGUGUCCAAAUAUUUUGAGAACCUCUCUCAGUUGUCCUUUUACAGACUUCUGAUCACUACUGUUACAUAAUUGGUUUUUUGCCAUUUUAUAUCAUUUUUUAAUAGGGACAAUUGGGCGAUGAAUUUUAUUAAUUUAAGUAGUGCAUUAAUGUGUUCUAAAACUAUUUAUUAAUUUAAUUCCAUGAUGUACCGUGGCUGUAUUAUAUUUUUUCAUUCACAUUGAAAUCCUUUAUUUAUAGGCAGGUUAAUAAUAAAUAUUUUUUUUAUAUCGCA
Messenger RNA from Aethina tumida (small hive beetle), 1818 nucleotides. It is a transcript of the gene Droj2, whose product is annotated as dnaJ homolog subfamily A member 1. Gene Ontology annotation, molecular function: Hsp70 protein binding; ATP binding. Gene Ontology annotation, cellular component: cytoplasm; cytosol. The record is from RefSeq and is a predicted model, not a curated record. Lineage: Eukaryota; Metazoa; Arthropoda; Insecta; Coleoptera; Nitidulidae. Gene Ontology annotation, biological process: protein refolding; response to heat. The transcript has 3 exons. The coding region runs from base 210 to 1415 and encodes 401 amino acids.